UUUAAAAAGGAUCGGGUCACAGCAGGAUUCUCCCUCGACAAACAGGCACCAUGAAGCUGGAGCAGCGUCUCUCUAUUUGUGUCCUGCUGGUACUUUGUGUGACAUGUAGUGCAAAUGGAGGGAAGAUUUUGGUGUGGUACACUGAAGGUAGUCACUGGAUUAACAUGAAGCCUGUGCUGGAGACGCUGAUCGACAGGGGACACCAGGUGACAGUUCUGGUCCCGAGCGCAUCGAUGUUCAUGAACACCAGUGAGCCUUCCCGCUUUCGCUACGAACCGUUCAAUGUCUCUGUCUCAAUGGAGGUCAUAGAGAAGUUCAUGGGAGAGUUCCUUCAUUUCUCCAUGUACGAGAUGGAUUAUAUGGGCUACUUGCAGAUUUACAUUAGAUUCAUGGAUCUGAUGAAGCGCAACAUGCAGGUUUCUUUGAAAUAUUUGGAUGGUGUGGUGAAAUCAGAAACAAUCAUGAAGAGGCUGAAGGAGGAAAAAUAUGACCUCCUCCUGGCUGACCCUGUCUAUCCCGGCAGUGACUUAACAGCAGAGAUUUUGGGCAUCCCCCUGGUCUUCUCCCUGCGCUUUUCCCUUGCCAAUAACUGGGAGAGACUGUGUGGUCAGCUACCUGCUCCACCUUCCUUUGUCCCCGGCGCUAUGAGCAAACUGACCGACAACAUGGACUUCUCAGAGCGAGUGUGGAACUUCCUCUUCUACGCACUGCAGGAUAUCGUGCUGAGUAACAUAUUUUGGAGAGAAUUAGAUAGAUAUUACUCCGAUAUCAAAGGAAAACCCACCAGUGCCUGCGAGACGAUGAGUAGAGCAGACAUCUGGUUGAUGCGAACCUACUGGGAUUCUGAUUUCCCUCGUCCUUUUCUCCCUAACUUCAAAUUUGUUGGCGGGGUCCACUGCAGACCUGCUAAACCUUUACCAGAGGAUAUGGAAGAGUUUGUGCAGAGUUCUGGAGACGCUGGCAUCGUGGUCUUCACUUUGGGAUCAUUCAUCAAGAACAUCACCGUAGAGAAGGGAAACAUGAUAGCCUCAGCUCUCGCUCAGAUCCCACAAAAGGUACUGUGGAGAUAUAGUGGAGAAAAACCAAAGACUCUGGGUGCCAACACCCGAAUAUACGACUGGAUUCCUCAGAAUGACCUACUGGGUCACCCCAAGACCAGAGCGUUUAUCACCCAUGGUGGCGCAAAUGGGAUAUAUGAGGCCAUCUACCACGGUGUUCCCAUGGUGGGUAUCCCCAUAUUCGCUGACCAGCCGGACAACAUGGUUCAUAUUAAGGCUAAGGGAGCUGCAGUUAACGUACGCUUGAACUUCAUGAAGACUGAGGACCUUAGAGAUGCAAUCAAUGCUGUCACCAACGAGAAAUCGUACAAGGAGAAUGCCAUGCGGCUGUCCAGUAUCCACCACGACAGACCAAUGAGUCCUCGGGAUGAGGCGGUAUUCUGGAUCGAGUUCACCAUGAGAAACAAAGGGGCCAAACACCUGAGGGUCCAGGCCCAUGAGCUCACCUGGUACCAGUAUCACAGCGUGGAUGUGCUGGUCUUCCUCCUUGCAAUCGUUCUGUUCCUCGUACUCCUAUUCAUCAAGACCUGCAGUUUCUGCUUCCGGAAGUGCAUUAAGGGAAAGACAAAGAGAAAGACUGAGUGACUGAAUUCAGGGUUGCCACUCUUUUGUUAUGAUACAUUUCGAGAAGUUUUCGGCCAAUAAUUCACAUAGAUGUUGACAUAUCUAACCCAGCACAGUACUAGACAGACUUAAAUGGUUUACCUGAAUUAGAUGGCAGUAGUAAGCAAUCCUUUUAUCCCAUGAGAAUGAAACAUUGGCAGGUUAAUAUAGACCCAAAAAUUUGACUUUUCUGUAUUAUGACUUUUUUUUAUCAUUAUAUUAAGCAAAUACAGUCAGAACUUUGUCUCCCUUUCUGGUGAUCAAUAACUAAAUAGCUGGUGAUAGUGGGAGGAUUUUGUCAAAAUAUAAUUAAAAACAAUUACAUUUGAAAACAUGUCAUGCACUGAAAAAUAAAAAAAUGCCUGACAAAAUGAAAAAACUAUUAUAAUUACUAUUAUAAAAAAAUAUUCCAGGUAUGUAAAAUUUGGGUGCUGUCAAGAUGUGAAAGCAAAAUGUCAUUUUGAGAAAAUGGCUGUAGAAUGUUUAGCUUAUUGCUAUUGAAGGUUUGUGUCUGGCCUUAGUGCACCCUUUUACAUCAAUAGUUACCAAUUGUAAAAUAAAUUAACAUAUUAUAUGUAUAUUUAGAAGAAAAUGGGCUCUCCAACUAACCUUUUUAUACUUUAGUUUUAUUGAUUUUCAUUUGCAACAAUCAGAAAAAGAACACGCUGGAUUGCCAUGUUUCUACAGUUUGUUCUUAUAUUAUUGUCAGUGUGGUAGUCUUAUCCUAUCGUUGGCGUGUAGACAGUCCAUUUUUUCCCCACUUUUCUCGAUAUUGUUCUUCUUGGGUCCUUAUCUUAUGAACUGUUCCAUAACAUGUAUUUCAUUCACAAUUUUCUGCCAAUCAUCUUGUGUUGGUGGGUCUGGCUUAUACAAUUUUCUCGUUAUUGCUUUUUUACAAGCUGCUAACAAAAUGUUCAACAAAUAUCUGUCCUCUUUUAACACAGCAUUCCCGGUCAUAUUGCCAAAAUAUAGUAAUAAACAUGACUUAGAAUUCUGACGAUAACCAGAUGAACAUCUUCCCAAAAUAUUACAUUAAGGUCAAAGCCAAAAAACAUGAGAAUGAUCUACAUUUAUAGCUACACAUUUUCUCCAACAUGGCUGUGGUAAAGAUAAGUAUUUGUUCUUAAUUCUGGGCGUGGUAAAGAAUAUAAUUAAAUUCUUCCAACAAAAUAAUCUCCAAUUACGUGAUGAUGUGGUUGACUGUCGUGUUCUCCAACUAUGCAACCAAUCAUCUUCCGAAAUAUUUACACCUAGCUCUCUUUCCCAUUUCAGUUUUACAUAUGAAGUUGUAUUCCCUCUUCCAUCCAUUAGUUGGCGAUAUAUUGUAGAUAUUAUUCUAUAUUUCUUUGAAUUGUGGAUUCUAAUCAUGGUUCUUAUUAUUCCAUUUUCAUCCAAAUUUACAUUAUGCUUUAUUUCUUUGUCAAAAAAGUCCCUUAUUUGCACAAAUCUGAAAUGGUCCUGGUUACUUAAUUUAUAUUUUUGUUUAAUCUCCUGGAAACUCAUGAAAUUCCCAUUUUUUAUUACUGUACAUAUUGCUGUUAUUCCACUUGUAAUCCAGUGUUUAACCUCUGGUCAAGAGCACUAGGGAUAAAAUGUCUGUCAUAGGCUAUCCAUUGAAGUAGUCUAAGCUCUUUCUCCAGUCUAUAUUUUUGUACUAGGUUAAACCACAAUUUUAAUGUAAAUUGGGUGACGGUAUCCACCUGUUCAAUCAUACUCAUUGUUUCUUCUCUGUCCCAAAAAAGGCUUUGAAUUUCCCUUCCAUGUACAAAUUGCUCUAAAUUUUUCCACUUUGCUACAUAGUUUUUAUCACAACAGCAAAUUACAGGUCUAAUUUGUGCUGCAUGAAAAUAUUCCUUAAAGUUUGGCAGCACCAUACUUCCCUUAUCUUUCCCAAUCUGUUAUGUUUCAAAUUUGAUUCUUGGUCUAUAACUAUACCAUAUAAACCUUGAAAUUACUUUAUCUCAUAUUAUAAAUUGUUUCUCAGGUAUCUCAAUGGAUAGUGAUUGAAACAGGUAGAGAAUACGAGGGAGAAUAUUCAUUUGUAUGGUCUCUAUUCGUGAAUCAAUGUCUAAUGGAAGUCUAGCCCGACUAUCCAUAUCAUUCCUAAUUUCCUUAUCCACUUUGAUAUAAUUGGCUUCAUAUAAUUCGUCAAUUUUUCGUGUUAAGGUGACCCCAAGAUAUUUCAUUUUUGUUGCACUCCAAUUCAAAUUAUAUUUUAGUUGUAUGUUUUUAGAUGGAAAGUAGUUAAAUGUUAAGAUUUGCGUUUUAGUCAGAUUCAGCUUGUAUCCCAAGCAGAAACCAAAUGUCUCAAGUUGGUUGAUUAAUAUGGGAAUACAUAUGUCUGGGUCCUCUAAGAAACAGGUCACGUCGUCAGCAAAAAGCCCAAUGGUGUGUACUUCUCUCCCAACCUUUAUCCCUUUAAGAUCAUUAUUCUGCUUGAUUGCUUGUGCCAGGGGCUCUAUGAAAAUUGCAAAGAAGGUUGGUGAAGACAACAAACCAGCCUGGUAGACCGUUGUAAAAUUAUACUGUCAGUCAGACUGCCGUUUAUUUUUAUCCAUGCAGUUGGUUUUUGACGAUUAGUGUUUUAAUACAUUCAACGGCUUUGUCGUUAAGUCCGAAUUUUUCAAGUACUUGAUAUAGAAAAGUCCAACUGACGCUAUCAAAUGCCUUUUCUGCAUCAUGUUUAAUAAGGCUGCACUAAUAAUUUUUUUUUGAAUAUGAUCAAUGAUAUGUAGAGUUCUCCUUAUGUUAUCUUGGGUUUGGCUUCCCUUAAUAAAGCCUGUCUGGUCUUCCUCGAUGAUGUCACUAAUAAAGUGUUUAAAUCUUUUUGACAUGAUCAAA
Dicentrarchus labrax (European seabass) is the source of this 4502-nucleotide messenger RNA. RefSeq names its product UDP-glucuronosyltransferase 2A2. NCBI's taxonomy places the organism in Eukaryota, Metazoa, Chordata, Actinopteri, Moronidae. The record is from RefSeq and is a predicted model, not a curated record. Bases 51 to 1643 code for a protein of 530 amino acids. Gene Ontology annotation, molecular function: UDP-glycosyltransferase activity. The transcript has 6 exons.